UUUAUGAAAAACUGUGUGAUCUCCUCCCCUCCUACUACUUGAUCAGUCAUUUUGAAGCCGGAACACUUGUUUUAGCGCCGGAUCAGUGUGUUUGUGUCAUCAUUCUGUCGUUUCCCAGUUCCAUGUUUUACUACGUCCUGAAUAAAACAAUGUUGUGACGCCAACAUAUUGUCCUGGUUUAUUUCACCUAUUUGUCUUUUUCUAAUAAUACACAUUAAGGCACACUGAUUUCAAGUCUGUUAAAGGGUUCACUAAAUUUUGCAAUAUUUAAAUGUAUAUUCUUUAAAUUAUUUCUGCAUAAUUUUUAGUGUUUUUGUAUGUUGUCAAUAUUUACUUUGAUCACAAAUGGUAACCAGGCAAGUGCAAUUCCGAGAACGCAGACGAGGGGAGACCGGGAGGAAAAUUGGGAAAUUCCUGAAGUAACUAAUGAAACUGAGAGCUAGAAAAUUUGAUAUUUAAAAAUAAAAGAAACAAAAAUUUACCGUCGAUCUAAGAAUAACAAUGGCAUUUCAAGGGAAUAGUGGUGCUCAACUUUCAGUUGUGCAAACUCAAUCAUUGGGAAUGCAAGAAAAUGUACAGCAACCGUUGUCAAUUACAGAACAACCAAGCUCGUAUGGACACACCUAUCGGUAUAGCAAUGAAAGAAGAGAUGGAAAAGCUUAUGGUCAUAUAAAAGGAAGGAGAGGACCAUAUCCUAAAGUGAAGCUGAAUCCGUGUUUUCAACAUGGGAAAGUCAUCUUGUCUCUUGUAGACAGUAAUCACCAAUUGCAUCCAUACUCUUCGAUACGCAAAGACAGAAGUGGUCAACAAAGUGAGAAUAUUGAUUUUCAUGUCUAUGAUAUUGGUCAAAAGGAACUCGAGUUAGAUUUAUGCAUUCAAGCUCUGAAGCGUCAAAAUGAUUCAAAUAACAGAGCUGAAAUGGAUUCAAAACGUUCAAUGUUGGUCAGACGCAUGAAUUGCGUUUAUAAGUCGGCAAGUUUUAUAAAUGACUAUGCACUGAACGACUGUGAUGCUUACAAUUAUGCGAGUAUGAUGAAUAAUUCAUAUGAAAUAAGUGAUGUGAACAAUCAGAAUUGGUUAAAAGAAGCAGCAGAACAACAAGCAAAAGAGACAGAUCUGAAUAAAUGUCAUCUUCGCUUUCAGUUGGUUUUACAAAGUGUAGAUGGACGUUUCAUAUAUUAUCCUCCCAUAUUUUCGUCUGUUAUAAUCAAUGCACGCUGCAAAAGCGGUGCUGAUAUGAAUAUCAUGGCAUUUCAUGUUAUCCAGAAAGAAAUAGUUGGACCUGCAAAAGGUGGAACUGAAAUCCAAGUAAACUGUUCAAAUGUUGAUGCGGAGGAUGCAGUCAUUUGCGUUCAUGAUGGAGAAAAUACCUUGGAGCCAUCAUGGAAAAAGUUUGUUCCAAUAAACAAAGUCGAUAUUCAUAAGAAUACUAGUUUCAAAUUCAUCAUGCCACCAUAUCGUGAUGGUAAAACAGUUGAACCGAAAAAGGUCUUUAUUGAACUUCAAAGAAAAUCCAACAAAGAUUGGCAUUCUCAAAAAAGAAUAGAGUUUAUAUAUCAACCUAACGAUGAAGAUGAUUAUCACAUCGGUGCCAAAAGAAGGAAGACGUGCGAUCCAUCACCAAUUGAUCCAUCAUCAGCUGGAGAUAGAUUGAGGUAUGCUGGAAAUUUUAGGACUCUGAGUGACUCCAUCAUCGAAUACUUCAACACACCUAGGCAGACUUCGUCUCAAUUAGACCAACAAGAUGUUGAUAUCACCUACGCAACAACAGGAAAUAAAAGCAACAACUUGUUUGGGAACAGAAUUUUUCAUCAACCAAAUGAACACCAAUUGGAUGAUACUUGUGGAUCAACAAACCUCAUAGCAGCAUCAUCCAUUGCAAUGCCUGGACAGACCUUUGAUAAAUCUAACGAUGUCAUCAACCACCUUGACGAAUUGCUUAAUGCUCCGCAAUUUAAUUUGGAUGCGUCUCAAAAAAUUAGGGAGCCAAACAGCAUGUUAUAUCCUGGACAACCAAAAUAUUUUCAACAAAUACAAAAUAAUUUGCUGACACCGCUGAAACCACUACAACAAUGUCAAAAUGAGCAGCUCGAGCAACUGUCUUCAGAGCAAUCAAGAGUAGUUGUGUUGAAUGAGAAGUCAAUUAAGGCGCAACAACUGCAACAGACACAACAUCCUACACAGUACGCACAAGACAUGCCCCAGCAACAAAUCGUUGAAGGUGUCAUGCCUGGACAGGAACCUGUUGAUAACAUCAAUCAAUCCCACAUACUGUUGCAACAACAGGUUGUUGAAGGAUCAAAUAUAGUGAUGCCAGCCGUUUCCCACAGUACUUCUCAAAUGGUGAUUGAAAAUCAAUAUGUGGAAGCAGACGUUCCGGACGCAGAAAAGACAUAUAAUGAUGCAGAAAAGAGUGCCAAUGUUUAUGACGAAAAGCUGAAAAGUUUGCAGAGUUUCCUUCAUGAACAAAACAGUCCCUUUAAUCUUUCAGAAUCCGAUUUGAAUUUUUACUGGUCGUCAAACAAUAAUGCGGAAAAUAGGAGUUUCGAGGAGUAUCUAUAAGCGAAGACAGGGGGGGGGACUGACAAAAUAAUCUAAUCUUAGUAUAUGUCGUCAGUUUUUUUGUUUUUAAAAAAUUUGUAGUGAUCUACACAUAAUUCUACUUAGUUUGGUUUUAUACGUUAAUUUAUCCACAAUACUUUUUGCAUUAUUGGUUCGUGCCCAAUCCAGCUUUUUGAUCGCAAGUAGGAAUAGAACUUUGACAGAGCUCUUUAAAUUUCGAAAGCAGCAUUUAUUGAAUAGCUUGUCAUCCAGAACGCUAAAUCAAGCUAUUAAUCUUGUUUCAGCAUUUAGUCGUACUAAUCGAUAACUCCCAUCAAACUUUCUGAAACGAACAAAGUUUGGAUUACCGUAUGAUUUUUUAUUGUGUCAAUAUAAUAAUAACAAUAACAACAAUAGAGGGUAGCAUCCAUAAAGUAAGUCCCUACCAUCAAGCAACCCUUUGCCCUCCCUUUUGUUCUAAUCAGUACUUUAUCUCUUAGUUAUAAUCGACCUUCUUCAAUACGUAAAUAAUUCUCUUGUUCCCUCAUGUAUAUUUAAAAAAAAAUUAAAAAAAAAAUUUUUGAAUGUAUUAUUAUUAUCUGAACGCACCUUUAUAAAUAUGUCUUAUGUAAACUUGUUGCAGUAAAAACAUGUAAUCACUAAAAUAAAUAGCACUUAAUAGCGCAGAAUCUAUCGUUUUGUAAUAAUAGAUAAGGUUUUCUGUGACUGAAUAUACUGAAGAAUGCGAAAUCUGAAAAAAAUUAGUCUUUUUUGUUUACCGGCUAUUUAAACAUUACGUCAUUAUAGAGAUAGACGCGAGCGUACUCACAAGUUUUAAAUAACAUAGAAACGAGUGUGAUUAACAACAUCAAUUCUUUCGUGGAUAACUACAGCUUUUGACUAAAAGUAUUUCACAAUAACCACCACAAGUAAUCACAUUUGUUGUUUAUAUGUAGAGUGUCGCAUUGUCAAAGUUCACUUCUCGAUGUUUACAGCGGACGUAGGAUUGCGGAGAUUCAGUUUAAUCUAUACUCUUGAAACAUGCUGAUUGUUGGUCACUUCAGCACCUCUAUUUUCCUUGAAUGU
Molecule: messenger RNA, 3627 nt
Organism: Hydractinia symbiolongicarpus
Lineage: Eukaryota; Metazoa; Cnidaria; Hydrozoa; Anthoathecata; Hydractiniidae
Exons: 11
Coding region: 502-2562 (686 amino acids)
Biological process (GO): regulation of DNA-templated transcription; response to cytokine; inflammatory response
Cellular component (GO): cytoplasm
Molecular function (GO): DNA-binding transcription factor activity; DNA binding
Source: RefSeq, a predicted model, not a curated record